AUGAUGUCUGUGGUUAGUACUACUUGUAUCAAAUCAGAGAACAAAGAAAAGAUCAAUAUGAAGAGUUUAGCCUUCGUGUUGUUGGCGCUGGUUGCUGGCGUAAGCGCCGUCAGCUUUUUCGACCUCGUCCGUGAAGAGUGGAAUGCAUUCAAGUUGGAGCACAAAAAGGAAUAUGAUAGCGAGGUGGAAGACAAAUUUCGCAUGAAGAUCUUUGCAGAGAACAAACACAAGAUUGCAAAGCAUAAUGCUCAGUUUGAACGUGGACGGGUCACUUUUAGGAUGAAACCAAAUAAGUAUUCAGAUAUGCUUCACCACGAGUUUGUGCACACCAUGAAUGGAUACAAUAAGACAGUCAAGCACAACAAAGGGCUCUACGGUAAGGGUCGGGAGAUCCGCGGCGCUAAGUUCGUAACACCAGCGAACGUUCAACUGCCUGAACAAGUCGACUGGAGGAAGAACGGCGCCGUCACAGACAUCAAAGACCAGGGCAAGUGCGGUUCCUGCUGGUCUUUCAGUACCACGGGCGCACUCGAAGGCCAGCACUUCAGACAGAGUGGCUACCUGGUGUCGCUCUCGGAGCAGAACCUGAUCGACUGUUCAGCUGCUUACGGCAACAACGGCUGCAACGGCGGUCUCAUGGAUAACGCUUUCAAAUAUAUCAAGGACAAUGGCGGAAUCGACACGGAGAAGAGUUAUCCCUAUGAGGGCGUUGAUGACAAGUGCCGUUACAACCCGAAGAACGCCGGCGCAGAUGACGUUGGCUUUGUGGACGUGCCGGCUGGCGAUGAAGAGAAAUUAAAGGCAGCAGUCGCCACAGUGGGCCCAGUGUCGGUAGCGAUCGACGCCUCUCAGGAAAGCUUCCAGAUGUACGCAGAGGGCGUUUACUACGAUGAAAACUGCUCUUCGGAGAAUCUAGACCAUGGAGUGUUGGUUGUGGGUUUCGGAACAGACGAAGAGGGCGGUGACUACUGGCUGGUGAAAAACUCAUGGGGCCGCUCGUGGGGUGAGCUCGGAUACAUCAAGAUGGCGCGCAACCGAGACAAUCACUGCGGUAUUGCGUCCGCUGCUUCCUACCCCCUAGUUUAA
Molecule: messenger RNA, 1086 nt
Organism: Leptosia nina
Lineage: Eukaryota; Metazoa; Arthropoda; Insecta; Lepidoptera; Pieridae
Source: the annotation of a GenBank genome assembly